AUGACAACAAUUGUCAUCGGUAAUUACGGCCGACUCCACGUCGAGAACAUUCGAUACCACGCGCCGCCUGUUCCAUCUGUAUCGCUGUCUGCCGGCUCACCCCGAACCCGUCACCACCGCGUUAGUGCGUUGUUGACUGUUGUCCGUUCGUCGCAACUUUUGCUGCGGCAACCCCGGCUCGCGUGUCACGUCCGGGUCUUGCGCGACAGACUAUUUCCACGUGAUCGGUGGUUCUGA
Macrosiphum euphorbiae (potato aphid) is the source of this 237-nucleotide messenger RNA. The record is from the annotation of a GenBank genome assembly. Lineage: Eukaryota; Metazoa; Arthropoda; Insecta; Hemiptera; Aphididae.